GAAUCGCUUGCUUUCCCGCCCAAAUCCCUCUCUCCAGGCUCUCAUUCCCAGGUCCUCCCGAGUCCAUAAACUCUCCCACUGGGAAAUUCUUUUUUUUCCUUCUUUCCUCCCUCUUUGACUUUCUGUCUCUGUCUACCUUUUCUCUCAUCGUCAUCACAUCAUCAUCAUCAUCAUCCACUUGCCCACUUGUCGUGCACCUCCUACACCAUGUCUCCCUCUCGAGUGCCCCUGCCCAACAGCACUCUGGAUCGCUUCCCCCAUAUCCAUGAUGACCCUUCUACGCUGCCCCGGUCCCUGGACCCCUUCACCAUCACCACCUCGACUGGCUUCCUUCCCUACCUCACUGCCCCUACCUCACUGCCCGAUGUCUUCCAGCCUUUGAUGUCCCUCCUUGAGCGGAUGUCGGUCCUCAAGCUCGAUGGCACCCCAGGUCUGCUUGCCACGUACGAGCUGGGCCCUGCUGUGCUUGCCGAGCUGCCGGACUUGACGGAUGAGAUCGACAAGCAGGUCACGGCGGAGGGCGCUCCGGACCUGUACAUGAUCGCCGCUCUCUUCCGGGACUACUCUUUCCUCGCUUCGGCCUAUAUCCUUGAGCCCUGCUGGGAGAACUGGUGCAAGAACCCUGAGGGCGGCUAUGGGCUGGGACGAGAGCUGCUGCCCAAGUCUGUCGCUCGUCCGAUGUACCGCUGUGCUCAACUUCUGGACAUUCCUCCUUUCUUGUCCUAUGCCGCUGCCUACUCUCUCUUCAACUACACCCUCGAGGAACCGUCCAAGGGCCUGGUCUACCCUAACCUCCGGCUGGUGCGGGCCUUUGAGAACGGACUCGACCCCAAGAGCUCCGAAGCCGGGUUCAUCCUAACCCAUGUGGACAUGGUGAAGUUCUCGAGCGGCCUGAUCAGCGGAGCCGUCAAGGUUGUCGAUACGGUCGAGCAGAACGGAUCCCGGUCAGUGGUCAAUGAUGGGUUCCGAGAAAUCCUGUCGUCGAUGGAAGUCAUCGAAGCAGCCAUGUGGGCCAACUCCAAGCCCCAGGACUAUCUCUCGUUCCGCGUCUUUAUUUUCGGAAUCACUUCCCAAUCCAUGUUCCCCAACGGUGUCGUUUACGACGGAGUGCUCGACAACAAGCCUCUUUUCUUCCGGGGCGAGAGUGGCGCGAACGACAGCAUGAUCCCUCUGCUCGACCACCUCUGCCAGAUCCCGAUGCCCUCGAACCCGCUCACCAAGGUGCUUCAUGAAUUCCGGGCCUACCGACCCCUUCCCCACCGUGAGUUCCUCGCGCACAUCAACUCCAAGUCGGAAGAGGUCGGGGUGCGCAACUUUGCGCUCGCAGACACCGAGACCACGAUUCUCCUCCUGAAGACCCUUAACCACGUGCGGAGUUUCCGCUGGCGCCACUGGCUGUUUGCCCGCGAGUACAUCAUCCGCCGCACGCCGCACCCGACGGCCACGGGUGGAAGUCCGAUUGUGACGUGGCUUCCGAACCAGUUGUCCGCCGUCAUGAACUUGAUGAUCUCGAUCUACGAUACAUAUCUGGCCCCCCAGAAGGGCAAUGGCGAGGGACCGGAUGGCCAGAAGGGCUACGACGCUUAUGAGACGCAGGUUGAGCCGAUGAUGGAGAUGGUGCGGGACCAGAAGGAGAAGUUGGCGCGAGAGGUGGAGAAAUGGUGUCAGGAGAGGGGAGUUUGAGGGAUGAUGAUGAUGAGGAGGAGGAGGAGGAGGAGGAGGAGGAGGUGGUGGUGGUGGUGGUGGUUGAUGCAGCCGAGUAAUAGUCAUGAUACCAUUUGCCACAUCCCGCAAACGAUGUGCGCCUUUUCAUAUUCGCCAUAAGGCAAGAAGUAGAAAUUGAAC
This is a messenger RNA of Aspergillus sclerotioniger CBS 115572, 1845 nucleotides long. Its product is annotated as indoleamine 2,3-dioxygenase family protein. Gene Ontology annotation, molecular function: heme binding; metal ion binding. The transcript has 5 exons. Bases 208 to 1683 code for a protein of 491 amino acids. The record is from RefSeq and is a predicted model, not a curated record. Lineage: Eukaryota; Fungi; Ascomycota; Eurotiomycetes; Eurotiales; Aspergillaceae.